CGUAUUACGCAUGCGCAAAUAUGUGUCUGGGUACUGUCUUGGGGUGCAUGCGCAAAAGGGCCGAUGGGGAGGUUGCAAGGCGUGUGCUGACCCUCAGUCGCUCGUUCCAGUCAAGAGGAGGUUUUGUUUCUAUUUCUUUAUGAAUGCUUCAAGUUUGUUUCAUUCCACAAUCUUACUAACCAAAAUAAAUACAUUGUCUUGGAGGCCAUGGCUUUGGAGGCAGCAAAAGUUAUUAUCCCCCCGACUGGCUGUAUCUUUAUUCCCAGUAGCAGGAAAGAAGAAUUCUUGUGAUCUUCUUCCACUAAGUGAAGCAGACUUAGAAGAACAGUUUGUAAGAGGUAAUGGCCCAGGAGGUCAAGCAACUAAUAAGACAAGCAACUGUGUGGUCCUGAAGCAUAUUCCAUCUGGGAUAGUAGUCAAGUGUCAUCAAACUAGAUCAGUGGAGAUGAACCGACAGAGAGCCAGAGAAAUCCUGCAGCAAAAAGUUGACCUCUUUUACAAAGGUGAAAAUAGUGACAUUUUUAAAGAGAAAAGAGCAGCUGAGAAGAAAAAGCAAGAAAAGAAAAAAAGAGCGAAGGAGACUCUAGAAAAGAAAAGGCAUAUUAAAGAAAUGCAAGAAUCAGAUAUCAAGUAAGUGUGAGAGAAAAUUAUUGAUUUGGCUUGUCAGGAAAAGAAGAGAGUUUGUCACUACCCUUGAAACAUGUGUUAGAAGUUUUCUGGCUUAAUACUGUUAUAAGACUUCAUAAUAAACACUAUUAAAAUGUUAAGUUUAGUGACCUGCUAUUACUGCAAGGCUAAAGUAUUUAGCACAACAUUAAUAGCAGUCAUAUUUCAUCUUCUACUGUGGACAGCCCAGUAUACUCAGAUUCAAUAUAAUCAGUUCAUUUGUGCCAAGUUUAGGACAGGUGUGAUAAGAAAACAGGAUCCAUAAGACCUCAAUUAAAUGGAUGUUACAGGAAAACUCUAUCCAAUAUAGUUAAUGGAGGGGGGGGGGGAAUAAACUCAAUCAGCUGAGAAUAUUCUCCCCUCAUAGUGAGAGGAUUUAGGCACAAACUCUAAUGCUUUAGUUACAUAAAGAUGAGGACUUCUCCUCAAACAUAGUCUGCCUAGUCCUGUAGUCCAUACUCAAACAACGUUUCCAUUUAAAUCAGAAUCCCCUUUAUAAAUUAGAGUAGACAGCUUGGAUGAGCUAUCAAAAAAAACCCUCUAGUUUCUAGUAGGGUUGUCAAUUAAUUGCAGUUAAUGCAAGCGAUUAAUGCAAAACAAGUAACAUGUUUUUUAAUGAGUUAAUCGCACAGCUUUGUUUUGACCCUCUUCACUUCCUGUAUUACAUUACUUGGUGGACACUGCGUUCUCAUGAUCUGGAGUGAGUAAAUAUCAGAAAAAGUUAAUGGAGCAAAGCAGCAAAAGUUUAGGUCUUUUGAAUGGGAAGUUUAUUUUUAAGAAACUUCUGGAUGUUCUCUGGAUAAAAAGACAGUUAUCUGUAGCUAAGGCAAGGCUGAGUUCCAGUACCAUCGAAGUACUUCACGUCUGCAGUACCACAUAAGCGCUAAACAUGUUUUUGCCUCCGGUUCUUGUGCUACAGAUAACCCAUUGACAGCAAAUGAAUCCUGACAGCUACACCAGAGUAGGCUAACAGGGUUGCUACAAGCCCACAGAUCAAACAAAGUACAACAGUUUAACCAAUGCUAUUGCAAAGUGGAUAGCUAUGGACUGCAGCCCACUCAACAUUGUAAACAACAGAUGGUUAAGAGGUGUUGUUCAAAUUGCAUCUUCCAAUCUGUGAUAUACCGUGCCCUGCCAAGAGCCCAUUGCAUCACGAAUACUUGGCCUAUAUCAUGAGAAGACUAUAAAGUUGGAGCUUCUGAAAAAUGCACUAGCUGCUGCUUUGACUGGUGAUCACUGGACAUCCUUGAGCAAUCACAGCUGUCUGGAGUCACAGCACACCUAAUUGAUGCUGCAUGGACACCGCAGUCAUUUGCUUUAACAGUAACACAUACUGAAGAGAGACGUUAUGCUGAAAUGUGCAGAGUGUUUCUUGGAUGUUGCAAAAGAAUGGACUAUUCAAGAAAAGGUAACUUAGUACUGACAGAGCACAUAAUAUGAUUGCAAGAGCCAGUCAUUUGCCUUUUGAACAUGUGGCAUGCAUCACUCAGUCUGCAGUGAUCCAUUACAAUAGCAUUCAAUGAUGGUGGUUUAGAAAACGUGCUGGCAAAAUGUAGAAAACUUGUGGGCCAUGUCAAACACAAUCCAGUUAACAGUACAGAGCUAAAAAUACAACAAGCUGUAAAUGGACAGAAACAAGAACCUCUUGUACAAGAUAUUUCAACCAGAUGGAACCCCACAUUGGGUAAGGUUCAGUUCAUCCUUAGAAAUAAAGCUGCUGUCACAGCCACAUUAGCUCUUCAAAAGCACAGUCUAUUAGUGCCGCUAGAUGGUGAUUUUGAAAAACUGCGAGUUAGAAACACUACUUGAGCCUUGCAGGGUUGUGACUGAAUUCCUUGGGGGGAAAUUGUAUGUCUCCUGCUCUGUGGUUUUACCUGUAUUCUGCCAUUAUUUCAUGUUAUGGCAGUCUCCAAUGACAACCCAGCACACGUUAGAUUUUAAGAACACUUUCACUGCGGAUUUGACAAAAUGCAAAGAAGGUACCAAUAUAAGACUUUUAAAGAUAGC
Gopherus evgoodei (Goodes thornscrub tortoise) is the source of this 2673-nucleotide messenger RNA. RefSeq names its product chromosome 13 C12orf65 homolog (gene MTRFR). The coding region runs from base 11 to 634 and encodes 207 amino acids. NCBI's taxonomy places the organism in Eukaryota, Metazoa, Chordata, Testudines, Testudinidae. Gene Ontology annotation, biological process: translational termination. Gene Ontology annotation, molecular function: translation release factor activity. Gene Ontology annotation, cellular component: mitochondrion. The record is from RefSeq and is a predicted model, not a curated record. The transcript is spliced from 3 exons.